Molecule: messenger RNA, 2949 nt
Organism: Rhea pennata
Lineage: Eukaryota; Metazoa; Chordata; Aves; Rheiformes; Rheidae
Gene: SERINC1
Product: serine incorporator 1
Exons: 10
Coding region: 91-1476 (461 amino acids)
Cellular component (GO): membrane
Source: RefSeq, a predicted model, not a curated record
GGAAGCGCCCGGGUGAGGCGUAAACAAGGCCGUCGAGAGCGAGCGGCCGCGGCGCUUCCAUCUUGGGGGAGCCGGAGCGCGCCGCGCAGUAUGGGCGGCGUCCUGGGGCUCUGCUCCGUGGCGAGCUGGAUACCAUGUCUCUGUGGAAGUGCCCCAUGCCUGCUCUGCCGAUGCUGCCCCAGUGGAAACAACUCCACCAUAACGAGGCUGAUUUAUGCAUUCUUUUUACUUCUUGGUGUGAGUGUUGCCUGUGUGAUGUUAAUACCAGGAAUGGAAGAGCAGCUGAAGAAGAUUCCUGGAUUUUGUGAUGGAGGGAUCGGAACAACUAUCCCCGGUGUGCAUGGCCAUGUAAAUUGUGAUGUAUUAGUCGGUUACAAAGCAGUGUACCGUGUGUGCUUUGGUAUGGCCAUGUUCUUUCUUCUCUUCUCCUUAUUGAUGAUCAAAGUGAAGAGCAGCAAUGACCCAAGAGCAGCGGUACACAAUGGAUUCUGGUUCUUUAAAUUUGCAACAGCACUAGCAAUUAGUGUUGGAGCCUUCUUCAUCCCAGAGGGACCUUUUACUACUGUAUGGUUUUAUGUAGGCAUGGCUGGAGCAUUCUGCUUUAUUCUUAUCCAGCUGGUCUUGCUUAUUGACUUUGCUCACUCCUGGAAUGAAUCUUGGGUUGAAAAAAUGGAGGAAGGAAACUCAAGAUGCUGGUAUGCAGCUCUGCUGUCAGCUACAGCUGUCAAUUAUCUGCUGUCUCUUGUAGCUAUUGUAUUGUUUUAUGUUUAUUACACUCAUCCAGAAGAUUGUUCUGAAAACAAGGCAUUCAUCAGUGUCAAUAUGCUGCUGUGUAUUGGUGCCUCUGUAAUGUCAAUUCUGCCAAAGAUUCAGGAAUCUCAGCCAAGAUCUGGUUUGCUGCAGUCUUCUGUGAUCACAAUUUAUACAAUGUAUUUGACUUGGUCAGCUAUGACCAAUGAACCAGAUAGGCGCUGUAACCCAAGUUUGCUGAGCAUCAUUGGUUACAACACCACCACUAUUCCAACCCAAGGUCAGAUAGUUCAGUGGUGGGAUGCCCAAGGAAUUGUAGGACUGAUUUUGUUCCUGUUGUGUGUUCUGUAUUCGAGCAUCCGAACAUCCAAUAACAGCCAGGUGAACAAGCUGAUGCUGACCAGUGAUGAAUCAACACUGAUAGAGGAUGGCAUGCCCAGAAGUGAUGGCUCCCUUGAUGAUGGAGAUGAUGUCCACCGAGCCAUAGAUAAUGAAAGAGAUGGGGUUACUUACAGUUACUCAUUUUUUCAUUUCAUGCUUUUCCUGGCAUCACUGUAUAUCAUGAUGACACUUACCAACUGGUACAGUCCGGAUUCUUCUUACGAGACUAUGACCAGCAAAUGGCCAUCUGUCUGGGUGAAGAUAUCUUCCAGCUGGAUUGGCAUCGUGCUGUAUGUGUGGACUCUGGUUGCCCCACUGGUUCUAACAAAUCGUGACUUUGACUAGGCUGCACUGCUCUCCAGAUUGUAUUUGGGUCACCUUGUCUUUGAAAUGAACAGUACUCCAGACUAUUGUGUAGUUGUAAAUACAUGUGUGCAUGUGUGUGUGUGCGCUAUCCAUGUUGUAUGCCCUGCUUUAUUCUGCAUGAUUACCUUGAAUCAUGUGUUCUUGUCCUUUCACUAAAUGACUCUUUCUAGCUGAGCUCAGUGACAAUUGCUGCGAUGAUGGUUUUCAUAGAAUUACUCCUAGAUUUUUGUGCUUUGGGAGCAUUAGAUAUAAAAUCAAGACUUUUGGAAGUAGCUUCCCUACCCCAUCCCCGAUUGUAUUAAAUACUAAAAACCCACAUGGUGUAAUAUAACAAAACAGUAUUAGAGCAGACAUUGCAAGUGAAGGAGGAGCUGCCUUUGAUAAUCCCUGUUGCCUUGAUUUUUAUGUCUUGUACAAGCAUUGUUAAGACUCAGAACUGCAUGUUAGAGUUUACUGGAGACUUUGCAUUAUUUUGGCACUUAAAAGCCUGACUUUUUCUGUACUGAGGGCAAUAAUACCUUUGGCACAAAUAUUAUAUGGGGGAAACUUGCACCUAACUUUGGAAAGAAGAUAAUGUCCUUGGUGCUAUUGGGUCUGAUGUGCCCUACUGCAGACAGAAGGACACCUUGGAAAACAAGCAAUUCCUGGUAUCAUGGUCAGAAGCAUGUUUUAAGGCACCGGUUUACAAUAUGCAUCUUUUUUUUUUUAUAUAUAUAUAGCUUAGAUAGGCUAGUGCUGCUGUAAUUUAUUGCUGUUUGGUGUGCUUUUUUUUUUUUUUUUUUUUUUUUUUUUGGCUAUCUUAAAGGAGGUGAAUGGUGAAAACUGUAGGCCCUUCAGAGGAAAAUUUGAGGGGUAGUAUGGUAUUAAAAAAAAACAGAAAAGGAGCACUGAGAUUGUAGUAAGUAAAGGAGGCUUGCAGUAAAUCUUCAGCAAAAGUGUUUCUUAAUACAUGGGGGCUCUAAAAUUAGUUGUUUUAAUGCAUUAGAUAUUUUGCUUGCCAUCCUUGGCAAGUCCAUUGCCAGAUAUGGACUUGGGCCUACAAAGUUUAAUUCUAGGCAUGAAAUAUAUUAGAUCUGUUUUUUUGUUUUUUAAAAAAAAGUAUAGGUCCAUGCAGUUACAAAAUCUUAAAUGCUUUUGUGCUUGCUGCUUUGUAAUUGAAGUAUGUAAGCUGUAUAUUUAUAUAUUUGUUACUUGCUACAUCUUGAGACUUUAGCAGUCUGAUUGGGAGUGACUAGAACCUUCAGCAGUUGUCGUCAUGAUCUGUUACUGUGGUGUUUAUACUAUUACUUCAUGUUGCUAAUUCUGUAAGCUUUUAUUUUAAACCUGCUCCUAGACACUGACUGUUACUGGUCUGACAUGUCAGUCAAAAUGAAAAUGGUAAUGAAACAAUUAGUGAAGAUGUUUAGUAAUUCUUAACAUGUUACUACCUAUUAAUAAAUAAAUUUGAAUGAA